Messenger RNA from Porites evermanni, 1340 nucleotides. Lineage: Eukaryota; Metazoa; Cnidaria; Anthozoa; Scleractinia; Poritidae. The record is from the annotation of a GenBank genome assembly.
AUGCACAGGUUUAAGAUCGAUGAUCCCGAUAUUUGCCUUGAAUUCAUGCAAGAAAACUUGUAUGACCGAGAAGGAGCGCCCAUUCUGUGCAAUUGGUCCGGACCAUGCUAUAUAACACGUCACGUCGGGGAGGACACAGCAACCGGCAGCCAUGACAAGAUGUUUCCUUGUGGCACCAGAACUGAGUCGACUUGCGGCUCAAGCCGAUGACAUGGUGGGAUUACAAAGAGCUUCAUCAUCACACCAUCAUGAUUUAAGCGAUGUGCUAACUAAGCGCGAUAACGAGGAAUGUACAGAAGCUUAAAGAUGUGCUUAAAGUGAGUGACCCUUUCGCGAUGGAAAGUCAUCUGGUGAACGUCAUCACAAAAGCAGUUAUGCUAGGUUACAUCAAGGAGGGAGUGCUAAUGCAAAAUGACAUCGGCCAGGCAUAUUUUGGCACAUUAGUUUGUUCAAGCAAAAAUCGUCGAGGCCCCAAGAAAAAGGUACAUCUCAAGUCAUGGAAGUUUGCUUGGCAAACAAAGAAAAACAAAACAACUAGUGGAAUCGCACCCUUAAAGGAUGACAGAGCUCUCUUCACACGUUUCUUAGUUGUGAUUCUCUCAAGGCCUGAUCUUCACAUGGAGGAUACCAUAAGAACUUUUAAGUUAGCUGAGUUUCCGAGUACGCCCUUCUCCUCUGAUGGCAGUUUGCUACACUGCAUUGCCAAGAGCAAGCUGAUUAACAUCCUAGAAGGCCUUCUACCCCAUCAGUAGCCACAAACGCCUACAGUACAACCUCGCUUUCCAGACCCUUUCAGUACGCCUUUGGUAAUUUUUUAUGCCAUUGCAGCAGUUCAGUCACUGGGAACGCCAUCGUGGGUAAGAAACAAGCGUGAAAGCCAUUUCAUAGAAGCCGUUGAUGCUAAGACUAAUGUUUCCACCGACGUUCAUGUUGUAUUUGACCGCUACUAGAUCCCCUACUCCUUAACGGAAGUAACGCGCCAGUUUAACGACUGGUUACAAACAGAGCAGGGAUAUACAGUGAUUACUGUCGAUGUUGUUAUUGACAAGGCAACUAUGAAAGAUCUUUUAAACUGCAACCAGAAUAAGGAUGCACUGGCUAUAAUCCUUGCAACACAACUCAUUGAGUGCAAGAAAGACUCGCAGAUGAUGUAUGUAGUAAAUUCUAAAGGUGACUGUAUGGCAUCUAAUACCGUACCGAUUCAACACUUAAGGAGUGAGCAGGAAGAAGCAGACACCCGUAUGCUCCUGCAUGGUCUAGACGCCACAAAGAGAGGAGAAACGUCCACAUCCAUUCAGAGCCAAAAUGUAGAUGUACUCGUUCUGAUGCUCUGGACUUAA